GGUGUCAGCGGUGACCCAGCAGACCUGGAACGUCGAUAUCAAGCUUUUGGCCGGAACUUCAUUCCCCCAAAGAAGCCAAAGACGUUCCUGGAGCUGGUGUGGGAGGCUCUGCAGGACGUCACCCUCAUCAUCUUGGAGGCCGCUGCCAUCAUUUCCCUCGGUCUCUCCUUCUACCAGCCGCCUGGGAAGGAAAGCGAAUUGUGUGGGGAAGUCAGUUCUGGAGCAGAGGAUGAAGGGGAGGCUGACGCAGGCUGGAUCGAGGGCGCGGCCAUCUUGCUUUCUGUUGUAUGUGUUGUCCUGGUGACGGCGUUUAACGACUGGUCCAAAGAAAAACAAUUUCGAGGUCUGCAGAGUCGGAUUGAGCAAGAACAAAGGUUUGCUGUGGUUCGCAAAGGAAACGUCAUCCAGAUUCCGGUGGCCGACAUGGUGGUGGGAGACAUGGCUCAGGUCAAAUACGGUGACCUUCUUCCUGCUGACGGUAUCUUGGUCCAAGCCAACGACCUGAAGAUCGACGAAAGCUCCCUGACAGGAGAGUCUGACCAUGUCCGCAAAUCUGUGGACAAGGACCCCAUGCUGCUCUCAGGUACCCAUGUGAUGGAGGGCUCAGGCAGGAUGCUGGUAACAGCCGUAGGCGUCAACUCACAGACAGGCAUCAUCUUCACCCUGCUUGGUGCAGGAGACGUAGAGGAGGAGGGAAAAGAAAAGAAAGAGGACAGUUCUCAGUUACCCGUCGCUACAGAUGCUGCUAACAGCACAGUCACCAAUGGAAAACAAGCUGAUGGAGCUGUGGAGAACAAUCAGAAUAAAGCCAAGAAGCAGGAUGGGGGAGUUGCUAUGGAGAUGCAGCCCUUAAAGAGCGCAGAGGGAGGAGAAGUGGAGGACAGAGAGAAGAAGAAGACCAGCGUUCCAAAGAAGGAGAAGAGCGUGUUGCAGGGGAAGCUGACCAAACUGGCCGUUCAGAUUGGCAAAGCAGGUUUGGUGAUGUCAGCCAUCACUGUCAUCAUUCUAGUGCUCUACUUUGUCAUAAACACGUUUGUUGUCAAAGGUCGCACGUGGCUUCCAGAAUGCACUCCCAUUUACGUCCAGUAUUUUGUCAAGUUCUUUAUAAUCGGAGUGACGGUGCUGGUGGUGGCCGUCCCAGAAGGCUUACCUCUCGCUGUCACCAUCUCUCUGGCCUACUCUGUCAAGAAAAUGAUGAAGGACAACAACCUAGUACGGCAUCUGGAUGCAUGCGAGACCAUGGGCAACGCCACGGCCAUCUGCUCCGACAAGACCGGCACGCUCACCACCAACCGGAUGACUGUGGUCCAGCUUUACGUAGGUGAUGCUCACUAUCGUGUGAUCCCAGACCCUGGACAGGUCAGCCCUCACACUCUGGAUCUGCUGGUCAAUGCCAUCGCCAUCAACAGCGCCUACACCUCCAAGAUCUUACCGCCGGAUGUGGAGGGAGGUCUCGCCAAGCAGGUGGGGAAUAAAACAGAAUGCGGCCUUCUGGGAUUGAUCUUAAACCUUCAGCGGGACUACGCCACCGUCAGAGAGCAGAUUCCAGAGGAGAAACUCUACAAGGUUUACACGUUCAACUCGGUGCGUAAAUCUAUGAGUACUGUAAUCAAGCUGCCUGAUGGGACCUUCCGCCUCUACAGCAAAGGAGCUUCUGAGAUAAUGCUGAAGAAGUGUUCCUACAUCCUGGAUGCCAACGGAGAAGCUCGCAGCUUCCGUCCACGCGACAGAGAUGAAAUGGUCAAACAGGUGAUUGAACCCAUGGCCUGUGAAGGGUUGAGGACCAUCUGCAUAGCUUACCGUGAUCUACCACCAAAUCCAGAGCCAGAAUGGGACAACGAGGCUGAGAUAGUGACUGAGCUGACCUGCAUAACCGUAGUGGGGAUAGAGGACCCUGUGCGGCCUGAGGUGCCGGAAGCCAUCCGGAAGUGUCAGCGCGCCGGCAUCACGGUGCGAAUGGUAACCGGUGACAACAUCAACACAGCGAGGGCCAUCGCUGCCAAGUGUGGUAUAAUCAACCCUGGAGACGACUUCAUCUGUCUGGAGGGGAAAGAGUUCAACCGACGAAUCAGGAACGAGAAAGGGGAGAUUGAACAGGAACGCAUCGAUAAAAUCUGGCCCAAACUGCGCGUUUUGGCUCGAUCCUCUCCGACAGACAAGCACACACUGGUUAAAGGCAUCAUUGACAGCCUUGCUGUGGAACAGAGGCAGGUUGUUGCAGUAACAGGAGACGGGACUAACGACGGACCCGCUUUGAAGAAGGCUGACGUGGGCUUUGCUAUGGGUAUCGCAGGGACAGACGUGGCCAAAGAGGCGUCCGACAUCAUCUUGACUGAUGACAACUUCAGCAGUAUCGUCAAGGCAGUGAUGUGGGGACGAAACGUCUACGAUAGCAUCUCCAAGUUCCUGCAGUUCCAGCUCACAGUCAAUGUAGUGGCUGUCAUCGUGGCCUUCACCGGCGCCUGCAUCACCCAGGAUUCUCCUCUGAAGGCGGUGCAGAUGCUUUGGGUGAAUUUGAUCAUGGACACGUUUGCCUCCCUCGCUCUGGCUACCGAGCCCCCCACUGAGGCCCUGUUGCUACGGAAACCCUACGGGCGAAACAACCCGCUCAUCUCUCUCACCAUGAUGAAGAACAUCCUGGGCCAUGGGGUCUACCAGCUGGUCAUCAUCUUCACUUUGCUCUUUAUAGGCGAGCGCAUCUUUAACAUCGACAGCGGCCGCAACGCGCCUCUCCAUUCCCCCCCCUCUGAGCAUUACACAAUCAUCUUCAACACCUUCGUCCUCAUGCAGCUUUUCAAUGAGAUCAACGCUCGCAAGAUCCACGGAGAGAGAAACGUCUUUGACGGCAUCUUUGCCAACCCCAUCUUCUGCUCCAUUGUUUUGGGGACCUUUGCAGUGCAG
Molecule: messenger RNA, 2901 nt
Organism: Cyprinodon tularosa
Lineage: Eukaryota; Metazoa; Chordata; Actinopteri; Cyprinodontiformes; Cyprinodontidae
Product: plasma membrane calcium-transporting ATPase 3-like
Exons: 21
Biological process (GO): calcium ion transmembrane transport; regulation of cytosolic calcium ion concentration
Cellular component (GO): intracellular membrane-bounded organelle; membrane
Molecular function (GO): ATP binding; ATP hydrolysis activity; PDZ domain binding
Source: RefSeq, a predicted model, not a curated record